AAAAUGACUAGAGAUACCCCACUAUUUUUUUGUAGGCGCUAGUGGAUUUCUCCCCAAAACAUUGUGUUCUCCAUACAGAAAAUACCUAUCAGUAUCACUCUUAUCUUAUCUGCACUCAUUUCCCCAUUUCACAAGCUACUAUUCAUGGUACUACUCACCCUUUCAUGAUUGACUUGAGUGGAAAAUAAGAGAGAAGAAACAAAAAAUGUAGCAUUUUAUCAAGAGCUAAGAAAGUGUGAAAAUUUAAAAUUCCAUGCUUUCGUCAAAAAGCUUAACUACCGUUAAAAGCAUUAUUGGUAACUUUGAAUGAUUAGGCAUGCCUUCUUGAAGUGCAGCACUAUAUAAACUUCAAAGCUUUCAUCAUCUCAGAAGUUUAAACCCUUUUGAGUAUCUUUCAUCCAAAUUCCCUCCUCUAAUUCCUCAUUCUAUCUUUCUGAUUCUUUCCUUGUCUAAUUUGAUUCUAUUCAACUUGAGCUUCUCUUCUCUUCCUUGUUUUUGCUCUUGUCUUUCAAUAUGGACCUGAGCAACAGAAACUGAUCUGUCAAAAGCAGUAUAUGAUAUUCUCAUCUUUGUGAUGCAGCUUGAAAUGGGUAGCAUUCAAAUGUCUCAUUUGAUGCUGUUUUUGGCAAUAGUUUUUCCUGUUCUUGGUGUUUCUGCUGUUAUUGGUGGAGACAAUUCAACAGACUUAUAUUGGCUUCUGAGAAUCAAAUCAGAACUGGUUGAUCCUUUAGGAGUUCUUGAAAGCUGGUCUUCCGGAGCUCGUGUGUGUACCUGGAAUAGAGUUACAUGUUCACUCGAUCAAACUCACGUUGUGGGAUUGAAUCUAUCUAGCUCAGGACUUUCAGGCUCCAUUUCACAUGAGCUUUCGCAUCUUUCUUCACUUGUAACACUUGACUUAUCUUCAAAUUUCCUCACUGGUUUGAUUCCUCCAGAGCUUGGAAAGCUUCAUAAUUUGAGGAUACUGCUUCUGUAUUCAAAUUAUAUAUCUGGUAGGAUCCCCGAAGACUUGUACUCUUUGAAGAAAUUGCAAGUUCUAAGACUGGGAGAUAACAUGUUAUUUGGUGAAAUUACACCAAGUAUUGGCAACUUGACUGAGUUGAGAGUUUUGGCAGUUGCUUUUUGCCAAUUUAAUGGACGCAUUCCAGUUCAGAUUGGUAACUUGAAGCAUCUGUUGUCUCUUGACUUGCAGAAGAAUAGCCUCACAGGCCUCGUACCAGAAGAGAUUCAUGGCUGCGAAGAGCUUCAAUAUUUUUCUGCAUCAAACAACAGGCUUGAAGGAGAUAUCCCUGCUUCAAUAGGGAAGCUUAGAGCACUGCAAAUACUGAAUUUGGCCAAUAACAGCCUUUCUGGUUCGAUUCCUGUUGAGUUAGGUCAGCUCUCCAGCUUGAAGUACUUAAAUUUGCUCGGAAAUAAAUUGAGUGGCCAGAUUCCCCUGGAGCUUAAUCAAUUGGUUCAACUUGAAAAGCUGGACUUGUCAGUAAAUAAUCUCUCAGGACCAAUCAGCCUUUUUAAUACCCAACUAAAGAAUCUUGAAACUUUGGUUCUGUCUUACAAUGAGUUCACAGGCAGCAUUCCAAGCAACUUCUGUUUCAGAAAUUCAAAUUUGCAGCAACUUUUCCUCAAUCAAAACAAUAUGUCAGGCAAGUUCCCUUUAGGGCUGUUAAACUGCUCCUCUCUCCAACAACUAGACCUCUCCGAUAACAACUUUGAAGGAAAGCUGCCAUCAGGCAUUGACAAACUAGAGAAUCUCACAGAUCUUAAGCUUAACAAUAACAGUUUUCGCGGAAAGUUACCUCCUGAAAUUGGCAAUAUGAGUAACUUGGUCACUCUUUACCUGUUUGACAAUAUUAUCAUGGGGAAACUUCCACCAGAAAUCGGCAAGUUGCAGAGGUUAAGUACUAUCUAUCUCUAUGAUAACCAGUUUUCUGGAGCAAUACCAAGAGAGUUAACAAAUUGCACAAGCUUAACAGAAGUUGAUUUCUUUGGAAACCAUUUCACUGGGUCAAUUCCACCAACUAUUGGGAAGCUUAAGAAUCUGAUUAUCCUUCAAUUGAGGCAGAAUGAUUUGUCAGGUCCAAUCCCGCCAAGUUUGGGCUAUUGCAGAAGACUUCAGAUAAUUGCCUUGGCAGAUAACAAGUUCUCUGGUACAUUGCCACCAACAUUCAGAUUCCUCUCAGAAUUGUAUAAAGUUACUCUUUACAAUAACUCCUUUGAAGGUCCUCUUCCUCCAUCUCUCUCCCUUCUUAAAAACCUGCAAAUUAUCAAUUUUUCACACAAUAGGUUUAGUGGAAGCAUUUCUCCUCUCUUGGGUUCAAAUUCUCUGACUGCCUUAGACUUAACCAACAAUAGUUUCUCUGGCCCCAUUCCUGCAAGACUAGCCAUGUCAAGAAAUUUAAGCCGUCUCCGCCUUGCAUAUAAUCAUCUUACUGGCAAUAUUUCUAGUGAGUUUGGUAAACUGACCGAGCUCAGAUUUCUCGAUUUAUCAUUCAACAAUCUCACGGGAGAUGUGGUACCUCAACUUUCAAAUUGUAGGAAACUUGAACAUUUCCUUCUUGGUAAUAACCAAUUGACAGGCAUUAUGCCCUCUUGGUUAGGGAGCCUAGAAGAACUUGGGGAGCUAGAUUUCUCAUCCAAUAACUUCCAUGGAGAGAUACCUGCACAGCUUGGAAACUGCUCAAAAUUACUAAAGCUUUCUCUUCAUAGCAACAAUCUCUCAGGAAGGAUUCCUGAGGAGAUAGGAAAUCUCACUUCUCUCAACGUCUUAAAUCUGCAAGGAAACAAUCUUUCCGGCUCGAUUCCUGGGACAAUUCAGGAGUGCAGAAAGCUCUUUGAACUCAGGCUUUCUGAGAACUUCUUGACAGGUUCUAUACCGCCUGAGGUGGGAAGGCUGACUGAGUUACAAGUGAUCUUGGAUCUCAGUAAGAAUUCUCUUUCUGGUGAAAUUCCAUCUUCUCUUGGAAAUCUAAUGAAACUGGAAAGGUUAAACUUGUCUUUCAAUCACUUUCGAGGAGAAAUACCUUUUUCACUAGCAAAGCUGACAAGCCUCCACAUGCUAAACCUGUCAAAUAAUGAUCUGCAAGGCCAGCUUCCUUCAACCUUUUCCGGAUUCCCACUUAGUUCUUUCGUGGGUAAUGGCAAGCUAUGUGGCCCACCAUUAGAAUCAUGCUCGGAAUCAAGGGGUCAAGAAAGAAAGAGCCUUUCCAGUACUGCUGUUGUGGGUAUUAUAGUGGCCAUUGUCUUUACUUCCACAUUAAUUUGCUUAGUGAUGCUUUACAUGAUGGUAAGAAUCUGGUGCAACUGGAGAAGAAGAGUGUCGAUAUCGAGCUUGGAUAAUGGUGGUGGAAUUGAACAAAGAAGAGAGGAAGAGAAAUGGGUAUACAAAGAAGAGAAGAGAAGGAAUGGUGAAUAUUGGAAAGUAAAUUCCAUGGCAAUGGUUACUUCACAAGACAAGGAAAUUUCAAGAACUUGCAUUUUCCAUCUCAAAGAUACAGAAUCAGUAAGAAAUACAAUGGCUUAAGGAGAUAAUCUUCUUUCCCACUUUAAAGGCGUUUUAGUUUGUACAAUUCUUUCUUUCUUUCUUUUCUUGUUUCUUUCUUUCUGUAGAUGUUGCUCUGCUCUAAGGCUUCAUACUGCAAUAUAGACUGUUAAAUUUUUUAGUUA
Molecule: messenger RNA, 3660 nt
Organism: Ricinus communis (castor bean)
Lineage: Eukaryota; Viridiplantae; Streptophyta; Magnoliopsida; Malpighiales; Euphorbiaceae
Product: LRR receptor-like serine/threonine-protein kinase GSO1
Exons: 1
Coding region: 575-3517 (980 amino acids)
Molecular function (GO): protein binding
Source: RefSeq, a predicted model, not a curated record